AUGGCGCUGGAUCGGCCCUCCUACAUUAAAAUGGAAUCGAGCUGCGUCGUCCCCGACAUCUGGGACUGGGACGAUGAAGGGACGGUCGUGGUGGACGUCUUCCUUCCGAAUGGAAUUUUCUUGGAUCUCAAUGUCAGGAAGGACGCCACCCUGCACGAAAUCAAGGAGGAAGUGUGGGAGGCAGCCCGCCAGAAGCCCCUGUUCGGGCUGUUGAGAGAUAGCGAGUCGUACGUGUUCCAGUGCGUGAAUCCGGUGACGGCUCAGCGGGACGAACUGCUGGAUGAGAAUCGUCUGCUGAGCGAGGUGCGGCCCUUCCAGGCCCUGCUCAGGCUGCUCGAGAGGAAGGGCGACAAGAAGGAGAAGAAGCUCCUCGCAAGCCUCAGGGUGGUCAUCGGCAGUGACAUCAGAGAAUACGAUGAAAGCAACAUUUCUGAAGUCCAGGACUUCCGCAGGCAAAUGAAACUGUUCUGCGAGUCUGUGGUGAUGCUUCUGCAGCAGGAGGAUUCCAGUUCGUUGGAAAAACGUGUCCUGCGACAGUAUCCAGUUGCUCUGGAAGCAAAUCCUGGUUUACCCCAGUACCUGCAGAAUAAACUGGAGGCCACGAAUGGGAAGUUGGUCUUCUCCAUCAGCUAUGAACAUCAAGGUUCAGAGACAAAAUACAAGGUUAGCGUCCCUCCUGAAUUUGAUUCCACUGCGUUGUUCGACCACUUUCUGAAAAUGAAGGGACCAUCUUUGUGUCUACAAGGGAACAAAGACUAUCUCCUCAAAAUCUGUGGCCAAGAAGAAUACAUCAUAGGACCCUACGCAUUGUCUCAGUACAAGUAUGUUCAAGAUUCCCUUUCCUGUGACAAGAUACCGGAGCUGGUCUUGGUAACUUCCGACAGGAUACAGCGUAAACGACUCAUCAUAAAAACUGAGAAAAAAAUUAAGCAAAGGCAGAGGAGCCGUUCUGUGAGCAACGGACACGCCUCCCUCUCCAGAAGGAGGCAGAUCCCCACCGUCUCUACCUGGUCCAUCGACGAGCCGCUCAUGCUCAAGAUACAUCAUGUUCAUAGAUUUCAUUACGAAAGCAAAAUAAGGAUAGCGGUGCAGUGCGGAAUAUUCCACAGCGACGAAAUCCUCAGCAAUCUCGUACACACUUCUGAUAAGUUCGUUGAAGAUGGGAAAGCGACAUGGGAAGAAACCUUACAGUUUGACCUGAAGCUGCACAACGUACCUCGAAUGGCCAAACUGUGCAUUUGCAUUUAUGAAGUUAGCCCUACGCAGAAGAAUGCGAGGUUCAGGAAGUUCGAGGAAGCCUACGCUUGCCCUAUAGCUUGGGUGAACACACCAGUCUUCGACUACAGAGGUCACCUGAAGUGUGCCCAGGCCACCCUCUGCACGUGGCCCUACAGAUUGGAAAGCGACGAGCAGCCCACGAUGAUGUUGAAGCCUCUGGGGUUCGUUGUAGGCAAUCACAUCAAAGACCAGUCCUCGGCUCUCACCAUUUCUUUCGACAGGUACAACCAGACGGAACAGAUUGCAUACCCACACCUGCAAGAGAUUCUUGAAUACGUGAAAGAGGAUGGCGAAAACAAUGCCUCAUCUUCAAGCUCUGACAUGCCUCAGGCCAGCAAGUCGCACUUGGAGCAGUUGCGGCAGAUCUGCGACAAAGACACCCUCUAUCAGCUGCACGAGCAGGAGAAGGAGCUGAUGUGGUUCCUGCGCAACGACUGCUGCUCGCACCUGCCCCACUCUCUGCCCAAGCUCCUGAGGUGCAUCAAGUGGAACGAUAGACGCGAAACUGCCCAGAUGACGGCUCUCCUCCAAAGAUGGCCACGACUGACGCCCUACAAGGCCCUCGAGUUACUAGACUACGCCUAUCCAGAGCCAAUGGUGCGAAGUUUCGCGGUGGACUGCCUGCGACUCAUACCAGAUGAGGAGCUGUCUCUGUUCAUGCUGCAACUGGUUCAGGCGUUGAAGCACGAGCCUUAUCUGCUGAACGACCUGACCAAGUUCCUCCUGGAGCGAGCCUUGUUGCAUAGGCACAACGGACACCGCCUGUUUUGGCUCUUGAGGUCUGAAAUCCACUGCGCUUCGGUGUUCAUGCGCUUCAGUUUGAUCCUGGAGACCUAUUGUCGGAGCGUACCUCGCCACCUCGAUGCCCUAGAGAAGCAGGUGGAAGCCCUCCACAAGUUGAAAGCUGCCAACAGAAUCGUCCAGAACGACUUCAAUUUCAAAAAGGACGGGAGAGAAAAGCUUAAAUACAUCAUGCAAGACUUAUUGGCCAAGGGUUUGUAUCAAACCCUUUUCAAAGGUCUACAAAAUCCUCUCGAUCCGAGAUUCAAGUUUGGAAGAUUGAGGGUGGAGAAGUGUAAGUUCUUAGAUUCCAAGAUGAAGCCCCUAUGGCUGGCUUUCGAGAACACUGACAACCACGGGAAGGACGUUUUUAUCAUCUUUAAAAAUGGAGAUGAUCUUCGACAAGACAUGCUUACGCUACAAAUGAUACGCAUAAUGGACAGGCUGUGGAAAGAUGAAGGCCUUGAUCUACGCAUGAUUCCAUACCAAUGCAUGGCAACAGGCAACAAAAUGGGUCUGAUUGAAGUUGUUCCGGACGCCGACACCAUAGCCAACAUUCAGAAGGAGAAAGGAAUUACUGUGACUUCGGCCUUCAAGAAGGGCUCCAUAUUGUCUUGGCUAAAAGACCACAAUCCAGACGAAAGCAGCCUGAGCAAAGCUACUGAAGAGUUCACCAUGUCUUGUGCGGGAUAUUGCGUAGCAACUUACGUCCUGGGUAUUGCCGAUAGACACAGCGACAAUAUAAUGAUCAAGAAAAAUGGACAGUUAUUUCAUGUGGAUUUUGGACACAUUCUGGGGAAGUUUAAGGAGAAGUUUGGCUUUAAACGAGAACGAGUGCCUUUCGUACUAACACACGAUUUUGUCUACAUUAUAACGAAAGGUCAAAAUCCGAGGUCACAGGAAUUUUUCAGGUUUCAGCAGUUCUGUGAAAACGCUUUCCUGAUCCUCCGCCGCAAAGGACCCCUCGUCAUCUCGCUGUUUGCAAUGAUGCUUUCCACCGGGAUCCCGGAGCUGAGCAACGAGAAGGACUUGGACUAUUUAAGGGACACCCUGGUACUGGACAUGUCGGAAGCGGAAGCCCUCAAGCACUUCCGGUCAAAGUUCGUCGAGGCCCUGAAGAACAGCUGGAAGACCAGCCUCAACUGGAUUGCGCACAACUUGGCCAAAGACAACAAAAUGUCCGAUUGA
Messenger RNA from Uloborus diversus, 3246 nucleotides. It is a transcript of the gene Pi3K92E, whose product is annotated as phosphatidylinositol 4,5-bisphosphate 3-kinase catalytic subunit delta isoform-like. Gene Ontology annotation, biological process: phosphatidylinositol-mediated signaling; cell migration; phosphatidylinositol 3-kinase/protein kinase B signal transduction. Gene Ontology annotation, cellular component: phosphatidylinositol 3-kinase complex; cytoplasm; plasma membrane. Bases 1 to 3246 code for a protein of 1081 amino acids. The transcript is spliced from 20 exons. Gene Ontology annotation, molecular function: 1-phosphatidylinositol-3-kinase activity; 1-phosphatidylinositol-4-phosphate 3-kinase activity. NCBI's taxonomy places the organism in Eukaryota, Metazoa, Arthropoda, Arachnida, Araneae, Uloboridae. The record is from RefSeq and is a predicted model, not a curated record.